Molecule: messenger RNA, 1716 nt
Organism: Colletotrichum abscissum
Lineage: Eukaryota; Fungi; Ascomycota; Sordariomycetes; Glomerellales; Glomerellaceae
Product: gamma-glutamyltranspeptidase
Exons: 7
Coding region: 1-1716 (571 amino acids)
Biological process (GO): glutathione catabolic process
Cellular component (GO): plasma membrane
Molecular function (GO): glutathione gamma-glutamate hydrolase
Source: RefSeq, a predicted model, not a curated record
AUGAAGACAUCUCCCAAGUCAAUAUGGCAUUACUCAGCCUCUCUGCUCUUGCUGGCCGAAUUCCGCUCGGUUUCGGCCGCAGCGAUACCGGAAUUCGUCUUUAACCCUCGUGCUGGCGACACUGGCGCCGUUGCAAGUGAGUCGGUUGAGUGCAGUAGGAUUGGCCGUGAUCUACUUGCGCAAGGUGGAAACGCCGUAGACGCGCUGGUCGGUACGACGUUCUGCGUUGGAACGGUGGGCAUGUACCACUCCGGCAUCGGUGGCGGCGGCUUCGUCGUCAUCAGAGACGGUGAUGGGAAUUACGAGUCUGUGGACUUUAGAGAGGCUGCGCCGGCUGCUGCGUUCCAGGAUAUGUACCAAGGCAACAUCGCGGGUAGUGUCUACGGCGGCCUUGCCGUUGGCGUGCCGAGCGAGGUUCGUGGGUUGGAAUACAUCCACAAGAAGUACGGUACCUUGCCCUGGAAGAGCGUCGUCACCCCGGCUGCGAGGUUGGCGACUACGGGUUUCAGAGUGUCUUCGGACUUGGUACGGUACAUGGACGCCGCUAUCAAAGGGCAGUGGAACUUUCUCGUUGAAGAUCCAGUAUGGGCUGAGGAGUUUGCUCCCAACGGCACACUCCUCCAACUUGGUGAUACCAUCUACCGCAAACGUUACGGAGCCACCCUCGCCAAGAUCGCAGUAGAAGGCCCAGAAGCCUUCUACUCCGGCCCCAUAGCAGAGUCCAUGAUCGCCACAGUCCGCGCCACAAACGGCACUCUCACCCUAGAAGACCUCGCCUCCUACAAGGUCGUCACCCGCCCCUCCCUCUCCAUAACCUACCGCGGCCACCGCCUCACAUCUGUCGGCUCUCCGGCCAGUGGCGCCGUCUGCCUAAACACCCUUAAGAUCAUGGAGCAGUUCGACCCGGCCGAGUCCGCCGACACCAAGCUCGGCGUUCAUCGCUUCGACGAGGCCAUGCGCUUCGCCUAUGGCGCUCGUUCCCUGCUCGGCGACCCGGACUUCGUGGAAGGCAUCGGGCCGUUUGAGGAUACCCUCAUCGACGAGGCCACGGCCAAGGAUAUCCGCGGUAAGAUCCUGGAUAACCAGACGCAACCGGUUGAGCGGUAUGAUCCGCAGGGCGUAUACUCGAGCGAAGGGUUCGGGACGUCGCAUAUCGUCACAGCGGACAAGUCCGGCAUGGCCACCUCCCUAACCACGACCGUCAACCUCCUCUUUGGCGCUCAAAUCAUGGACCCAUUAUCCGGCGUAAUCCUCAACAACGAAAUGAACGACUUCUCAAUCCCAGGCGUCCGCAACGCCUUCGGCUUCGAACCCUCCCCCGCAAACUUCGUCCGCGCCAACAAGCGGCCCCUCUCCUCCAUCACCCCCGUCAUCGUAGAACACCCAGACGGCUCCCUCUACGUCACCGUCGGCGCGGCAGGCGGCUCCCGCAUCAUCAGCUCCACGGCCCAAGUCACCUGGCACGUCCUCGAGCACGGCCAGACCAUGAAGCAGGCCCUCCGCGAGCCCCGCCUGCACGACCAGCUCAUGCCCAAUACCGUCACGUUCGAGUACGCCUUUGACAAUGACACCGUCGCCAGCAUGCUCGAAAAGGGCCACGACGUGACGUGGGUGCCCGAGGGCCGCAGCGCCGUGCAGGGCAUCAUCUUUGAAGACGGCGUAUUCGAGGCCGCGAGCGAGCCGCGGCAGAAGAAUAGUGGUGCAUUUGUGGUGUAG